This is a messenger RNA of Morone saxatilis (striped sea-bass), 3319 nucleotides long. It is a transcript of the gene ankrd1a, whose product is annotated as ankyrin repeat domain 1a (cardiac muscle). The record is from RefSeq and is a predicted model, not a curated record. Lineage: Eukaryota; Metazoa; Chordata; Actinopteri; Moronidae. The transcript has 7 exons. Gene Ontology annotation, molecular function: protein binding. The coding region runs from base 119 to 1063 and encodes 314 amino acids.
GCUAUAUAAGAGGCUGCAGGCAGGAGAGACAGACAGACACUGACCAUCACAGCAGAAGACUAGUGGACUUAACUCCAGUUACCUACAGUGAUUCAACUACUUCACAUCAAGGGGAAGAAUGGGACUGCACAGCGUUGAGGAACUGGUGUCCAGUAAAAGGUCAGAGGGCAAAGAGCCGGAUGACUUCCAAGGGGGCGUGUAUGAGGCGGCUGUCAAUCAAGAAAAGCAGGAUGACCGCAGGUCCCACAGGGAGCUGGUGGGCGGAGAUCGAUCAGAGGAGAGUGACAGUGGCAGUGAACAGGAAGAAGUCAGCGUGGCAGCUCUCAAUACGGAUAACAGUGGCAGGCUGAAACUGGAGACGGUGGAUGACCUGUUCAACAUCUUGCAGCUGAGGAAGAGGAGAAGGGAGAGGAAGUCUCCCAUCCACAAGAAACAGCAGCCAGAGCCUGAAAUUGUGCCAGAGACUGUGGAUGAGCAGCUGUUUCUGACAGCAGCUAUGGAGAACAAACUGCCCGUGGUGGAGAAGUACCUGAGUGAUGGAGGAAACCCAAAUGUAUCCGACCACGUGAGUGUCACACAGCAACGUCUGCCUCUGCGGGCUUUUAAAAGGGACACGCGUGGAGGGUAUGAAAGCUCCUGGGGGCUGAGCUGCAUCGGAGAGCAGGUUGGUGGCUUGAAGAUAGCUGAUUGUGGAGUCUCAUUCCCAGCAUCAAUAUUUGACGAUCUGAUAAUAAGACUCAAGAAUCAACUAUCUUUCUUGGCUCUGAUUGGUUGUUUUUGCACACUCUGUGAGAUGCUGUUGAAAGAAACACUUCAUUCAGAUUGGAAAAGGAUUACCUGUGCUGAAUGCCUUUUUUCUCCCCGACUGAAGGACGGAGACACACCCAUGCAUGAUGCUGUGAGAAUAAACAGAUUCAAGAUGAUCAAGCUGUUGAUGAUGUACGGGGCCAGUCUCAACACCAAGAACUGUGAUGGAAAAACUCCCAUGGAGACGCUGUAUUCAUGGCAGAAUGGAGCCAAGAGCCUCCUGUUUAAGUUCAGCCAGGACAAGCCCAACCAGUAGAACCCAACACAUUCCAGUAAAAGCAGAAAUUCAACAUGAGAUUCACUCACAGGAUCUGCUGGAUUGUCAGGAAAACAAAAUGAUAGAAAUGGGAAAAAUCUUGCAUUUUUCUUGCCCAUUCUAGUCUUUCCUGUACCGCAGUUCAUGAAGUCUUUUUUCAUGUCUUUUUAUCCAGAGAGGCUUAUUGACCCCCUCAGGAAAAUAACUUUUAAUAAUCUAAAGUUGGCUCAGGGUGCAGAUGAAGGUAUCUUAACGCAUAGGCCUUUUCCACCUAUAGGCUCUGUCUCGGUUCCUGCUCAUAAUUUUCAGAACAUUUAGACCAAAAAUAAAUUGGUUCGGAACCUGAAAAGUUUGUUCCCAACUAGUACCAAAAAAUAGCUGGUUUUCCUUUGGAACCAAAGUGUCAUAUUCUAGAGGUUGUUGUGCAUUGUGCAGCGCCCUCUGUUGAUGAUCCAUCCGAUUGCAGUUCCACUUAGAACUGGUGGAAACACAGGCUGGAUCGCUGGAUAGAACCAAGGUUCAAAGAAUCUUAACAGAACCAGUUCAACAAGAGCUAAUUUGGUAGAAAAAGCAUUUAUCAUUACCUGACCUUACCUGACUGCACCUCGCCUUACCUGUUCAGGGAUUUGAAAUGGCAUCCUUCCACGCUUUUGGCAAGGUUAUAUUUUCUCAUAUGAAAUGUUAAUAAUACACACAUCUUGUGUGUAGUCACAUGAGAGAAGGCAUGGACUUCAGGGAGCCUUUAAUCAACAAUGUGAUAUCUAAUCAGGAUGUUGUUAAUAAAUGUGAUUAUUAGCACUGAUAGAUUCAUUGAUCGCCAAAUAUUGCUGGACAAUUUCUCGGCUGACAACAUGAAGAUUGUCUAUUUCUUAAUUUUUACUUUAAGCUGAGUUGAAGUCAGCGAUACUGCAUCGAGAAGAUGAUGUAUUUAUUGAUUUAUGACGUGUCAGCAAUCGAUUUGUCGGGUUUGAUUGUUUUCUUUCAAUACCAUACACUUAAUAACUGAGUGACUGUCUAGACUUAUACUGUAGUUGGUUUAAUGCUUUUUUUAUGGUCAGAUUUGAACCAAUUAUAUCAACUUUAUUAUUAUCAAUGACUAACUAAUGGAAACAACUAGGAGAUGCUGCUUUUUUUUUGCUUUGCUGGUUUUUUACACAUGUACAUUACCUGGUUCACGCUGAUGUUCAUGUUGAUCAAUUCCACUGUGAACCUAAAGUUAUUUAUUUGUGUAAAAUUUCUCCAGCUCAGUUUGAAAAGUUAGCCUCCUCUUGCAGGUAGAUGGUUUGUGUUGUUAUACUUAAACAUUCAGAUGAGUUUAACCAAGUUAUUUGGUCUUAUGCAUUUUAAGAUUGAGAAAUGAGACACGACUAAGUAGGUUUUUAGAUCAGGUUGAGAAGAAUCUCUCCACUUGCAUUUCUUCUAAUGAUGUUGGUGAUCUGUAGAUUUACACUUAUUCUGCCAUGUUUCAAAAUGGACAUCUAGAUUAGCAGCGACAUGCUUUUACAGCUGAGCAAGCAGUCUUGUUCGGAUUUUCCCAGUUUCUAUACUGAAGAUUAAUUUUCUGGACAAUUUCUGGCAUAUGCGAACGCAGACUUUACAGGCUAUAAGCAGCCAUUAACUGCCGGGAUUUAGUGAUGUUUUUUUAGGUAUUUACGGGGCCAAAAAUCUCUCUUUUCCUGCAGUGUAUUAGUCUAAGUCAGUCGUAACUUGGUCUUAGUCUGACCUAAUAGUUACGCCGGUUGCACCAUCUCAGCUUAGGCCUUCUUCUUGCUGAGACUGGGCGUAAAUCUUAUGCCUCAUCAGGAGAAGGUGUAAAGUCAAAAUCUGUUUAUAAAUCACUGCAUAUUUACAUUUUUAGUGGAGCAACGCAUCCCCGGGUCCCAAACAACUUAUCAAAAGUCACCUCAUCAAAAACAAAGAGCAAAAAGAACUUUAAAUUGCCUAAGCUCUGCCACAGUAUGACCCCGAUAUCCCAGCUGCUGGUCCCUUUUGUGUUGUUGCAGUGAAUAUAUUUUGGGGAAUGUGGUUCUAUUUCUCUACAGAGUUCUAGUUGGGCUUAAACACACAUAAAGGAGUGUGAGAGGGGAGAAGCUGAAAAGUUAUUGUUGGUUCAGAGGAUGUUUGACAAGUUUUUAUGCGAAUAAAACAGGUCUUGAUAUAUGAAUGAUAAUUAGAUUUAUUUUUUAUUGUUAAAGAUGUAUGUACAUUUUGCCUUCUAUUUAUGGAUUGAUUAAAUAAAACUGAUUUUGAAUUGAA